ACAGGCGGCAUUCACACAAUCAAUAGACACUUCAUCAUCAACGCACACAUUAACACACAUUAACACACACCCCCAACUCCGUCACAGAGUCGCACUGUCCCGUCGUUGUCGUCUGACCAUGAACACAAACCACAAACAGGAUGGACGCCACCGCGUCUCCCACGUCUCCAACGUCUCCAACGUCUCAGACCUUCAUCACCGUCCUCUGCAUCCUGUCAGGUGGACUCCUCAUGUCCCCUGUGUCCUCGUUCAAGGUGAUGGAGGGGGGCGUGGCCUCUCUGUCCUGCCAGUACUCGGUGAAGCGGUUCGGUCUGAGUCGGGUCUGCUGGGGUCGAGGUUGUGGGACUUUCUGGUGCAACAACAUCCUGGUGCAGACGGACGAGAACGGCGUCAUCUCCAAGGUGGCGGACCGGUACCGGCUGACUGGGGACGUUUUGGACGGAGAGAUGGACCUGGACAUCCUGAAUGUGAGGAGGACGGACAGUGGGCCGUACUGCUGCAGGGUGGACAUCGACGGCAUCUUUAAUGACAAGAAGGUGAUCAUGAACCUGAGGGUGGUCAAAGCUCCAGUCACCAGCUCCCCUCAUCCGCCCACCACCGACCGAGUCACACAAACGUCCACAGUGAACUGGAAAACUCUGCUGUCGUCUCAUCUGGACCUUCUGAGGAGGAACUCCAGUCUGCUGCAUUCAGACAGCGUCACAGUGGAGGACUCUCUGCCGUCGCUGUCCCUUCAGAUCAACGUUCCCGUCCUCUCUCUGUCCGUCAUCGUGUUGUUCAUCUUCGCUGCUGUUUUCCUCUUUCUAGCCUUCAAACGUGACAUUUACAGACGAGCCUUAAAGACCAGCUGUUUCUCCUCUGAAGAGCCUCCUCACAUCAUCUAUGAGAUCCGGAUGAGGAGGCCGGUGCAGGAGAACAUCUACACUCUGGACUGAAGAACCUCUGGACGUCACAGCUUCAGCUUUCAUCCUGUUCUUCAUCACAUUUAAUGCAUUAAAUACUAGUUUUACUGGAGGAA
Mugil cephalus (flathead mullet) is the source of this 1018-nucleotide messenger RNA. RefSeq names its product T cell immunoglobulin and mucin domain containing 4 (gene timd4). The record is from RefSeq and is a predicted model, not a curated record. The transcript has 8 exons. The coding region runs from base 141 to 935 and encodes 264 amino acids. Lineage: Eukaryota; Metazoa; Chordata; Actinopteri; Mugiliformes; Mugilidae.